AUGUCGCUGAUCGAGAAAAAGACAGACGACGAGUGGGAGAAGCUCUCAGAUGAGGUUUCUCCUGUGAUCAACUACCAGAACUGCCUGUGGCAGAAGACGGCUGGGUUGCUUUUUUCAGAGUACAUUUGUUUGGCCAUCAUGUCGUUUCCAUGGUCGUAUUCGGUGUUGGGGUUGGUGCCAGGGUUGAUUCUUACUGCUGGCAUUUCGCUUACUUGUCUUUAUACGGGUUGCAUCAUCACAGACUAUUGCAUUACGUACCCUGGCGUUACGUCGGUGUGUGACGUGGGACAGCAUAUUUUUUGGAAUUCGAAGGUUGUAUGGUAUGCUACGGCGGUGGCGUUUAUUUUGAAUAACACCUUGAUUUCGGCGCUUCACGUUUUGGUGGGUGCAAAGUACUUUAGUACGAUUUCAGAUAACUACGAAGGCGGGUCCAUCUACGUGUGCCAGAUCGUGUUUGCCGUGGUGAGUGCUGUGAUAUGCUUUCUAUUCUCGCUUCCUAGAACCUUUUCGUCCAUGUCUGGCGUUGCCUACGUUUCUGCUAUUACUAUGUUCGUUUCUGUGGUGCUUUCUAUGGCGUUUGCUGGUGUUCAGGACUAUCCAGCCGGCUACGACGGUUCGCCAGUGGAAUGGAACCUCUGGCCAGCGAAAGGAACCACCUACGUCCAGGGAAUGUCGGCCAUGUUGAACAUUUUGUAUACGUUUGUUGGCCAGAUCACGUACCCUUCGUUUAUUUCCCAGAUGAAGCAGCCAAAGGACUUUAAGAAAGCUUUGUGGGUGGUGACUGUUUGUGAGUUGAUCACCUUCGCCUUGGCUGGCCUGAUUGUGUACGUUUACGUUGGUAACAAGUACAUGACAGCUCCAGCGUUUGGUUCGCUUGUGGGUAAUUAUAAGAAGAUUGCUUACUCGUUUGCGUUGCCCACGAUUCUCUUCUUGGGCUCGUUAUACUCCAACGUGACGUCACAAUGGUUGUUCCUUAUGAUCUUUAAAGAAGGCGAUAAGCACAGAGAAGACCAUACUGUGCUUGGCUGGUCCGUGUGGAUUGGACUCAAUGCGGUUAUUUGGGUCAUUGCAUUCAUUAUUGCCGAAGUCAUUCCCUUCUUUUCCGACUUGCUUUCUCUCAUGUCGUCGUUGUUCGACUGCUGGUUCGGUUUCGUCUUCUGGGGCGUCGCCUACUUCCGCCUUAAGAGACACAACAACCCAGAUGUGAGUUUCCUUGAGCUUUUUAAGACGUCAGUGUGGUGGGUCAAGCUUGAGUUCAUUGCCAACAUUGCUUUGGUGGUUAUUGGUCUUUAUAUUCUUGGCCCUGGUCUUUAUGCUACUAUUCAGAGCAUUAUCUUGUCGUACCAAUCGGGAUUGUACGGCCUGCCGUUUGAGUCUGAAGUCAUUUCUCUAGCUGAAGUCAUGAAUCUAGCUCAAGACAUGAAUCUAGCUGAAGACAUGAAUCUAGCUGACAUAAAUAUCUAG
Molecule: messenger RNA, 1464 nt
Organism: Candidozyma haemuli
Lineage: Eukaryota; Fungi; Ascomycota; Pichiomycetes; Serinales; Metschnikowiaceae
Exons: 2
Coding region: 1-1464 (487 amino acids)
Biological process (GO): amino acid transmembrane transport
Cellular component (GO): vacuolar membrane
Molecular function (GO): amino acid transmembrane transporter activity
Source: RefSeq, a predicted model, not a curated record